UCCAAGAUUAGAGUGUAUUUAGAUAAUCAAUACAUGAAAGGAAGCCAUAUAGUUGAACUAGUAGAAUAUCACAGAUUUCACCAGAUUAUUAGGGACAGGUCUAUCCAGUUUAGUCCAUCAUGGGCUAGUGUCCGUAUAUUGCUGAGUACGGAAAACUGUGUCCGCCUGGAAAGAAACUGUAUCCGGUGUACAGAAACCUUCAAUUCUUAUAAACCCCAAGGUUCACACACUUCCGGUAUAACAGGUUGACAGAAGUCCGGACUCUUCACAGGAUUCUCCACUAUAAAUUAUUCAGUUUGAACGAUCUACUUCAGAAAUUCAACCCACCAUACCCCAAAAUGGCCCAAUCGAUUAGAAAACCCAACCCAACCCUCUCCAAUAGCGUCUUCGACAUGUUUUCCAUGAAAGGAAAAGUCGUGAUCAUCACUGGAUCAUCAGGUGGCAUUGCUCACGAAGUUGCGAGGGCUUUGGGCGAAGCAGGUGCUGAUAUCGCUUUAUGGUAUCACAACAAUCCGCUGGCCAAAGAAUUAGCAGUUGAACUCUCCAGCAAGUACAGCGUCAAGGCACAAGCUUACAAAGUCGAUAUAAAGUCAUGGGACCAAGUUGCAGCUUCUGUGUCUCUAGUUGUUAAAGACUUUGGCCAUUUGGAUGUGAUGAUUGCAAAUGCUGGAAUUCCUGCCAAGGCUGGAGUAUUGGACCAAACAUUGGACGAAUGGCAUGAUGUAGUCAACACCGAUUUCAAUGGGGCUUACUACUGUGCUAGGGCUGCUGGAGAAGUCUUCAAAGAACAGGGCACUGGAAACUUGAUUUUCACUGCCUCUAUGUCUGCCCAUAUUGUCAAUAUUCCUCAGCAACAAGCAUGCUACAAUGCUGCCAAAGCGGGAGUUAUGCAUUUAUCCAAGUCAUUGGCUGUCGAAUGGGCUGGCUUUGCCCGAGUCAAUUCAGUGUCUCCAGGUUACAUUGACACUGCUAUUUCCGGUGACUGUCCCUUCGAAAUGAAAGAAGCCUGGUUCAGCAUGAUUCCCAUGCAAAGAGACGCGGAUCCGCGUGAAUUGAAAGGUGUUUACUUGUACUUAGCUAGUGAUGCUUCUACAUACACCACUGGGAGUGACUUCAUUGUUGACGGAGGCUUCUGUUGUCCAUAGAUAUUUAGAGAAC
Messenger RNA from Yamadazyma tenuis ATCC 10573, 1158 nucleotides. Lineage: Eukaryota; Fungi; Ascomycota; Pichiomycetes; Serinales; Debaryomycetaceae. The record is from RefSeq and is a predicted model, not a curated record.